AUGUCUGGUAGCACUGACCCCACACCUUCGACUAGUUCGGCCGCCGAGGCCAACAGGAAUAAAGGCCAAGGAUUUAGGAACCAUUACGGUGCCAUUGUCAUUGGCAGAAAGUACAGCACCAAAAAGUAUUGCGAUUUCUGCGAUAAAGAUGGCCAUAGAAGGGCAGAGUGCGAAGAGUUUGAAACGAAGAAGAUAGCUGAUCUUGAGGCAAAAAAGGCUAAGUACGAGGCAAGAAAGGCCGAGUAUAUGGCAAGACUAGCCCAGACGCAAUGUUAUAAUUGCAAGAAGCUCGGACACCUGGCAAGAGACUGCUCGGCUCCGAAGGCCACGAAGAAGUGCCUUGCCCCAACAUCCCAGGUGCCAGUGAAAAACUCCCGUACCUGA
Molecule: messenger RNA, 384 nt
Organism: Truncatella angustata
Lineage: Eukaryota; Fungi; Ascomycota; Sordariomycetes; Amphisphaeriales; Sporocadaceae
Exons: 1
Coding region: 1-384 (127 amino acids)
Molecular function (GO): zinc ion binding; nucleic acid binding
Source: RefSeq, a predicted model, not a curated record